Messenger RNA from Triticum aestivum (bread wheat), 1651 nucleotides. RefSeq lists its product as uncharacterized. The record is from RefSeq and is a predicted model, not a curated record. Gene Ontology annotation, molecular function: zinc ion binding; nucleic acid binding. NCBI's taxonomy places the organism in Eukaryota, Viridiplantae, Streptophyta, Magnoliopsida, Poales, Poaceae. Bases 289 to 1416 code for a protein of 375 amino acids. The transcript has 2 exons.
GGGCGGCGCGAGCUGAGGAGGUGCGCAUGUGGAGGGGCUGUAGAGGGGACUGACAGGAGGUGUGCUGCUGGAACUGCUGCUGUGUGCAGCGGCUAAGUCAGAGGAGAGAAGUGUGCUGCAGCUGCCUGAAGCUGAGGUUGCUGUUGGUUGCUGUCCUGCUGCUGAGGAAGGAGAAGUGGGGCAGUGUUGUGCUGCUGAUUGAAAGGGAACUGGAGACUGCUGAUUCUGCAGAGGACUGUGUGCGGCUGUGCUUGCUGCUAUUGUUGGCUGUGUAGGCUGUAUCCGAAGAUGAGUGAGCCAACAGGCCUUGCUGAGGCUUUCGAGAAGCUAGCUAAGAUCCUUGAGGAGUCGAAAUCUGGGGCCAUCGUUCCUCGACAGGAAGUGGCUCAGAAGAUCGAACUGUCGCCCAUGGACAUGAAGUUAGAGGGGGCUACCAAUUAUCUGAGCUGGUCCCGAAGGGCGUUGCUGGCUGUGGAACAGAAGGAGCUUGAUGGGCACUUGUUGGGUGCUGUUGCUGAACCAGGAGACAAGACUACUGUGGAGGGAAAGAGAUGGAAGGUCAUAAACUCUGUGCUCAUUGGCUGGUUGUUGAACUCGGUGGUGCCCCCCAUUGGACGCUCUGUGGAGGGGCUAUCCACAUCCGCUGCGAUAUGGACGACUCUGUCCACCUUGUACUCAGGUAAGGGCAAUGUCAUGCUCAUUGCUCAGAUUGAGGGGAAGAUCAGUCGGCUGCAUCAAGGUGAUGACAUGUCAGUGAUGACAUAUGUGGCAGAGCUGCAGGCUUUGUGGGCAGAGCAGGAUAACUGCGACCCUCUGGAACUCUAUGAUGCGGCUUGCAUCGAGUCAGGGCGCAAGUGGAUUGCACGCAGGCGUGUGCUGAAACUGUUGGAGGGGCUUAGAGGUUGCUUUCAUGGCAGGAGGGCAUCCCUGUUGCACCAACCUCUCCUGCCCUCUAUUGAGGAGACUAUUGCUGCAAUGUCUCAAGAGGAGGUGCGGCUAUCUCUUGAGCAUGCAGACAUGAAGGUUGUGCCGGCUUCGACAUUUGCAGUCACUGAGCGCAUGGAGUGGAGCGAUCCCAACAAAUGUCAUAUCUGUGGGGAGGUAGGUCACUGGAAGUGGGCGUGUCCAACUCGUGGCAGAGGCAGGGGAUACGACAGAGGGGGAACUGGCAGAGGCAGGCGUGGUAGAGGCAGAGGUGGAUACUCAGGGACCUCAAGGGGUCAGGCUUCUAUGGGUAGAGGUGGCUACUCAGGACACUUAGGGGAUCAGAGGGCUCACAUGACAGUGGCAGGAGACACUGGGACGUCACAAGGCAAAGAUGCAGCUGAUGCUGACUAUGGAGACUUUGCUCUCUGGGCCUCCACUGAUGAAGGAGCGCCAGACGAGCCAGACGGUUGGGACUGGCACCAGGCGUAGGGGGCUCUGGUACAUGGACCAGGAGGUGCAGCCGGACUUGGUGUGUGCUGCGACCAUGGAGGACAAGGAGAAGGAGGCGAUGAUCCAUCACUGUAGGAUGGGACAUGUAUCUUUUGAUAAGAUGAGUAGAAUCUUUCCGGAUGUUAUGUGUGGGAUAGGCAAGGGCAAGUUGACAUGUGAUGCUUGCGAAUAUGCCAAACACACACGAGCCUCAUAUGUGAGCAAGGGGCUUAGG